AUGUGCGCAGUUGCGGCUGUGCUCGAAGCAUACGCGGUGAAGCGCAGCGGCUGGGAUCGAGAGAAGACCCUCGCUGACAUCACUCAUCGCCUCAGUCCGAGUGAAACUAACGAUGGUCCCAGCUCGAUCCCCAGCUGCCAGCUCCACAGUACAGGUUAUCGUACUCUUGUAGUGCGAGCCUCCCAAAAUAUCCUGAAACUGGGCCAAGGCGAAAGCAGUAUGUCGCUCGACAAGCAUUUGUUCGAGUUAAAGUUUGCUGCCAAGCAAUUGGAGAAGAGCGCACAACGGUGUGAGAAGCAGGAAAAGAUUGAGAAGGAUAAGCUUACUGCCGCUAUUAAGAAAGGAAAUAUGGAAGUCGCUCAAGUACACGCUGAAAACGCAAUACGCAAGAAGAAUGAGGCGGUAAACUAUAUUCGUAUGGCUGCUCGAAUAGAUGCUGUUGCUGCUCGCGUACAAACGGCAGCCACGCAGAAACGGGUUACCAGCAGCAUGAGUGGUGUAGUAAAAGCAAUGGAAAGCGCUAUGAAAACUAUGAAUCUUGAAAAGGUCCAGCAACUUAUGGACCGGUUCGAACGCGAUUUCGAAAACCUUGAUGUUCACACCGCUACCAUGGAACGUACAAUGGACGGUACUACGGUACUCAAUGCACCUAAGUCUCAAGUUGAUGCACUCAUUGCUGAAGCAGCAGACAAAGCUGGCAUCGAACUCAAUGCUGAACUACCAUCUAAUGUACCGUCAACUGUUCCAACUGCAGCUCAAUCCGUUGCUGAUGAUACAGACUUAACCCAACGCUUGGCGGCACUACGUAAUAUGUAG
Necator americanus (New World hookworm) is the source of this 816-nucleotide messenger RNA. RefSeq lists its product as uncharacterized. Lineage: Eukaryota; Metazoa; Nematoda; Chromadorea; Rhabditida; Ancylostomatidae. The transcript is spliced from 7 exons. The coding region runs from base 1 to 816 and encodes 271 amino acids. Gene Ontology annotation, cellular component: multivesicular body; ESCRT III complex. The record is from RefSeq and is a predicted model, not a curated record. Gene Ontology annotation, biological process: late endosome to vacuole transport; protein transport; endosome transport via multivesicular body sorting pathway.